This is a messenger RNA of Trichophyton verrucosum HKI 0517, 708 nucleotides long. RefSeq lists its product as uncharacterized. The record is from RefSeq and is a predicted model, not a curated record. The transcript is spliced from 5 exons. The coding region runs from base 1 to 708 and encodes 235 amino acids. Lineage: Eukaryota; Fungi; Ascomycota; Eurotiomycetes; Onygenales; Arthrodermataceae.
AUGCUAUCACCAACGAACAAGCUUGAUAGACCAUCGCAGGGAGCAAAAGAAAAGAAAAGCAAAGAAAGGGCCUAUCUUGGCAGGCUAGCCAGAGGAGACAGAGGAGACAGAGGAGAGAGGGGAGAAGAGGGCAGAGAGGGCAGUGGAAGAAGGCCCAUGAAACGCCCGGGCAGGGAAGAAAGAGAAAAGACAGGAAGAAGCAAAUAUAGAGCAAAAACCAUAAAAGACGACGGCGAGGAAGAAGCAAAGAAGCAGAGGCAGCGGAGGCCUGUCACUGGCUGGGCAGCGGUCGAGAUGGAUGCUGGAGAUGGAGCUGCACGCAGACGAUAUGCCUUCAACGUGGGCUUCCCAUGGGGGGGAAGAUCCGCCCCGGACAAGGAUUUUUUUCUUCUUCUGCUUCUGCUUCUUCGUCUUGCCGCUGUACCUAAGUUAAAAGUGAGAGAGAGAGACAGAAAGGGAAAAAGCAACGAAGAAGUCAACAAGAGGAAGAGGAAGAGGAAGAAGAAUAAGUCUGCAAAAGAGCCAGAGAGGGACCCCCUGUUCUGGGGAUGCCGGAGAGUCGAUAAGGGGAAGAAGCAAAGAGAGGAAGCAGACGAAGACGAAGACGCAGACCUUGCCUUGACCUGCAUGGACCAAGAGACAGAUACAGAGACAGAGGCAGAGGCAGAGAGGAGAGGCAAGGCAGGGCAAGGCUUCACCGGCCACUAA